Molecule: messenger RNA, 435 nt
Organism: Onychomys torridus (southern grasshopper mouse)
Lineage: Eukaryota; Metazoa; Chordata; Mammalia; Rodentia; Cricetidae
Product: putative Polycomb group protein ASXL3
Exons: 3
Coding region: 119-376 (85 amino acids)
Biological process (GO): animal organ morphogenesis; positive regulation of transcription by RNA polymerase II
Cellular component (GO): PR-DUB complex
Molecular function (GO): peroxisome proliferator activated receptor binding; chromatin binding
Source: RefSeq, a predicted model, not a curated record
CCCCCCGCCGCGCGAGUGCGGGUCACCGGGUCACUGGGUCAUUGUCUCGGCGCCCGCACCCCGAACACCCGCGGAAUCCCCCCCACGUCAUCCUCAGCACCAUCAAUGAGAUGCAAACAUGAAAGACAAGAGGAAGAAGAAGGACCGCACCUGGGCCGAGGCUGCCCGCCUGGCACUAGAAAAACACCCCAACUCCCCAAUGACAGCAAAGCAGAUUCUGGAGGUCAUUCAGAAAGAAGGCUUAAAAGAGACAAGACCCCGGCAUGGCUUGGAGACAGCGUUGGUGUGUAUGAAGGCUCUUCCUCGAAUGAAGGAUUUGGGACACCUUUCCAUGAUGAUUGUAUUAGAGCCUCAGCUGCUUUCGUGGUGGUCAUGAGGUGAUGCUGACCCGAAUGCUUGAACUAGCAGGAGUGGCUGGGAUUGCAUUGGAGUGGU